CGAAAUGCCACCAUAGCCUGUCCUCGAUUCCCCACGGCGUAGCUCCUAUAACACGUGCAGUGCAGCCGCGUACGUAGCGCGCGCAUGCCUCUUCCGUCCUCAGCGAUGACGAAGGAACACGCCGGCGGCGGCAAGCAGGACCAGCGAGUGGCGGCCGAGAGGCGAGCACGGCGGAAGCUGUCGCUCUCCGUCCCCAUCCUUCCGAUCGUCAUGUUCAUCGUCGCGUCAUGCGCGCUCUUCUUGUUCACGGCCGACUUCUUGGCGCUCCCGCGCAUCCGCAUCGACUACCCCCGCCUCGAUGGCGCCCGUGACGCUCCGGCCACGAACGAGCCGCCUGUUCCCAGCGAGAGCGAGGAGCAGCCGCUGCGCCAGCUGACCGACCGGCCGUACUCGCUCGGCCCGAACGUGUCCGACUACGACGCCCGCAGGGCGGCCUGGCUGGCGGCGCACCCUCGGUUCCCGGCCAUGGUCGCGCCGGAGCGGCCUCGGGUGCUCAUGGUCACCGGAUCGUCGCCGCGCCGGUGCAAGGAGGCGGAGGGCGACCACGUGCUCCUCCGCGCGUUCAAGAACAAGGCGGACUACUGCCGCGUGCACGGGCUCGACAUCUUCUACAGCAACGCGGUGCUGGACGGGGAGAUGACGGGGUUCUGGACGAAGCUGCCGCUGCUGCGCGCGCUGAUGGUGGCGCACCCGGAGGCGGAGCUGCUCUGGUGGGUGGACUCGGACGCCGUGUUCACCGACAUGCUGUUCGAGCCGCCGUGGGGCAGGUACGCGGGCCACAACCUGGUGCUCCACGGCCGGGACGACGAGGUGUACGGCGCCAGGAGCUGGCUCGGCGCCAACACCGGCAGCUUCGUGCUCCGGAACUGCCGGUGGUCGCUGGACCUCCUGGAAGCGUGGGCGCGCAUGGGGCCGCGCGGCCCGGUGCGCGACCGGUACGGGAGGGUGUUCGCGGCGGCGCUGUCGGACCGGGCGCCCUGGGAGGCCGACGACCAGUCGGCGCUCGUGUACCUGCUGGUGACGGAGCGCGGCCGGUGGGGGGGCAAGGUGUUCCUGGAGAGCUCCUACCACCUGCACGGCUUCUGGGAGGAGAUCGUCGGCCGGUACGAGGAGAUGCGGAGCAGGUGGCGGCCGGGGCUCGGCGACGAGCGGUGGCCGCUCGUGACGCACUUCGUCGGGUGCAAGCCGUGCGGGGAGCCGGGCGCGACCUAUGAUGCCGUGGCGUGCCGGGAGGGCAUGGAGCGCGCGCUCAACUUCGCCGACGACCAGAUACUCGGCCUCUACGGGUUCCAGCACGAGUCGCUCGGAACCAUGGCCGUGCGGCGCGUCAGGAACGACACCGGACGGCCGCUGGACGCCGGCGACGAGGAGAUCGGCUUGCUCCUGCACCCAGAGAUCAGGGCCGCCGCCAACCAAUUGUGAUCAACUAGCUAGAUCCUCCGGUUGCUUUGGGUGUCAACGUGCAGUGCGGACAUACAUCGGAGAACGCAGCACUUCCUAUUUUACACACAAGAAUUUCUCUGUGACUUGGGGAGCAUCUAUGGCUCAUGCUCUUCUUUUUUAUUUUCGUUUCAAUCGCUUUUCACCUGAACAGUAUGAUUUACAUCCAACGAUCAACUAGAUCAUCAUCAUGAUGUAUAUAUAUGUGCUUUGCAUUAACACGCAUAUUUGAAUUCA
This is a messenger RNA of Hordeum vulgare subsp. vulgare (domesticated barley), 1677 nucleotides long. RefSeq names its product probable glycosyltransferase 4. The transcript has a single exon. Gene Ontology annotation, biological process: xyloglucan biosynthetic process. Bases 85 to 1422 code for a protein of 445 amino acids. Lineage: Eukaryota; Viridiplantae; Streptophyta; Magnoliopsida; Poales; Poaceae. The record is from RefSeq and is a predicted model, not a curated record. Gene Ontology annotation, molecular function: hexosyltransferase activity; xyloglucan 6-xylosyltransferase activity; UDP-xylosyltransferase activity. Gene Ontology annotation, cellular component: endosome; trans-Golgi network; membrane.